Molecule: messenger RNA, 1993 nt
Organism: Cantharellus anzutake
Lineage: Eukaryota; Fungi; Basidiomycota; Agaricomycetes; Cantharellales; Hydnaceae
Exons: 10
Coding region: 293-1993 (566 amino acids)
Biological process (GO): transcription initiation at RNA polymerase III promoter
Cellular component (GO): transcription factor TFIIIC complex
Molecular function (GO): histone acetyltransferase activity
Source: RefSeq, a predicted model, not a curated record
GUUCCGAACUGUGAUAGAACUUGACAUGUCGGAAACGCAUCGCUGGGCGAGCUUUUCUAUGCAUCCCUCUACAAACUCCAUUGGCACUACGAGCUUCACAUGGCGGGACGCCGCCUGGUCGCCACCGAAUAUCUCAACUCAUGGGUAUCUUAAACCUUUAAAUUCAGCAUAUUACAUGUUCAAGGGCCAUAUAGAUGCGCGCUAGCAACAUUGAGUAGCAAUCAUGAACUUGGGAUAUGGACGCCAAAUAACAAUUAUUUGCACGGAGAAUGGAGCAAGGCAUGGCUGAUCUAUGGCACGCUGGAUGCCUAUUGAAAUUUCAUCCAAGAUUCAGGACUUAACGGAGCUGCUCAGGGAUUUGGCAUGUUCGGUCUUUCCUGAUGAUACGCCUGACGUCGAACAAAAGCGGGUUUUGUUCUGCCAAAUCAAUUGGUUCUCAUUCACUGAUGACUUUCAUAGGCAGGACACCAAAGGAUUGCACUUUUUUGGCUUCCAUCAGUUCUCCGAAGAGUGGAUAUUAAAGUUGGCAUGGUCAGACUGGUCCUACAGCGAAGAAGGACGUGGUACAUGGCUGAACACAUUGUCCAGUGAAGGAACCUUGGCGAUUCUCACUUCUCGUCAUAUCCCCCUUUGUGUCGCCUUUGUGUGCAGCAUGGAGAAUGGGAUAGUGUCGAUGAAUAUUGACAGUGGUUCGUGGACCUAUGUCAUGGACAAUGACACACGGACAGUCACUUCGCUCAAGUGGACAAGAAUCAUCGGUAGUGCUCAGAUGCUGGUUUACACGAGACCUGGAACGGUGCAUUUUGCACGUCAUAGCGACGGCGGGCUUAUUGCUGUCUCAAUGCCACUAUCCUUGGUUGCUUCUAUUCCUGGGGCUUCAAAUGCAUCUCCCGUUUCUGGACUACACUACUACGAACAUCACGAUAUGCUAUUGAUCAUUUUGCAGGAUGGAUCAUUCCAGACAAUCCGCAACGUAUCUGAGAAUCCAACGGUAUCAGGUCUAUAUGAUGGAGAAAUCGAAACAUUUUCAUUGACCCGAAUUGCUCGGGAAGUGUUCGUUGAAGCUGAACGAGGCGGGGAAGAAAAACCCCACCGAAAGGAGGUCAUGCAACUUUUUGGCGUUGCUCCUCUUGGGUCAUUUGGUUCAGUGGUAUGGGUGCAUGAGGCGAAACGGCCUGACUUAUACGCUUACACUCCCGAUGCGCUGUUGCGAAGUAUGAUCGUUUGUCAACAGCUCUGGUGCGACGAAAAUCUUGGUGAACUUGUCAUUGCCGAGAUAAGUCGCUGCUUGGAUCACCCGCCAACUCCUCUCGUGUCGUCAAUUGUUGCACCACUUCUGGCUUUGUUAUCUCCUGGAGUUUCGCUAGUGAAUCCCCUGGAUGAACAGAGAGACAUUUCUCAUUCACCGGAUGACUUGGUCGAUGUCACCAGAAGCCGAUUUCUUGAUGCGACGCGGAAGUCCCUAUACGACUCCGCUGCCGUACUCCGUAAUCGGCUCAAGUUUUUCAUAUCCCGAUAUUGUUCCGUGAGGUCAAUUUUCCACACAAAUUUGAGCCAGGCCAAUGACGCCCCGUUCCCAGAUAAGGAUGGUGCAUUUCUUAAGCGCGUCACAUUGGUGGGGUUAAGGAGUGGAGACGCGGCAUGUGUCCAAUUAGCCCAGCGCGCGACAGAGAAAUUCGGACUCGCUGUAGACAACGAAUCGGUGGCUUUGUUCGAAUUCGAUCUCCGUGAGACUUGCCGUGUUUGUCAGGCUGGGGUUAAAUUCACAGACUAUUCUUCGGCUGUUUGCGCAACCGGACAUGUUUGGGAACGGUGUUCCGUAACAUUGGAACUGCUUGAGAUGCCACAGACGUGUGUUGGGUGCCUCCAAAAAGUAAUAUCGCCAAGCCCUGACACGGAUGGGGUGAUCGGGCUGUCUUGGAUAGCUGGUGAUGUCGUGAAAGCGGCGUUGGGAUGUUUAUUCUGUGGGAGCUCGUUUGCAAAAUUGUUGUGA